CCCAUAAUGCCGUUGCACAAACAUGGUGGCUGGAGGCUUCGGUACCGAUGUCACUGUUGUUAACUAGCUGAUUCUGGUACAUGUGACUUUAUCAAUAAGCUAAUACUGGUGUUAAAGUGGACUUUGCAACAAUGCCGAAGUAUUACGAAGACAAAGAGGAAGAUAACAGAGCAUGCGCCGGUAUCAGAGAGGACUUCAAAGCGUGUCUCCUUCAGCACGACUGCGUGGUAAAGGAGGGGAAGAUGCCCAGUGAGUGUUUGAAGGAAGGCCACUGCAAAAGCCUGCAGACGUCUUUCUUUGAGUGCAAGAGGUCAAUGCUGGACACAAGGUCAAGAUUCAGAGGAAGGAAAGGAUACUGAGGACCCGUCUGAUUGCCGCUGAGUGAAUACUGGAUGAGCACUUGUAAAUACUUGAAAUACUAUGAAUCAAAGAGCAACGCUCCCGGGUCAGUGUAUGUGCAGCUUUACUAUCCCACCUGAAGGACGUGUGUCAACAAAGGACUACCAAAUUAAAAGAACAAUGCACACUGACACAAGAAUUACCAUGUGUAUCAGCAAAAUGUAGCACUGACUAAAACUGGAGCAGUUUCUGGAUGAAUGUGUUUGUGUUGUUAUAAAAAAAAAACACUUUAAUUAAAAAUUAUCAAAAGCC
Molecule: messenger RNA, 651 nt
Organism: Morone saxatilis (striped sea-bass)
Lineage: Eukaryota; Metazoa; Chordata; Actinopteri; Moronidae
Product: cytochrome c oxidase assembly factor 5
Exons: 3
Coding region: 132-359 (75 amino acids)
Biological process (GO): mitochondrial respiratory chain complex IV assembly
Cellular component (GO): mitochondrion
Source: RefSeq, a predicted model, not a curated record